This is a messenger RNA of Aspergillus novofumigatus IBT 16806, 615 nucleotides long. RefSeq lists its product as uncharacterized. Lineage: Eukaryota; Fungi; Ascomycota; Eurotiomycetes; Eurotiales; Aspergillaceae. The record is from RefSeq and is a predicted model, not a curated record. Bases 136 to 615 code for a protein of 159 amino acids. The transcript has 2 exons.
CAGGGUCCAGCCGCUUCCCGAGAAAUAAAUAAAGCAGACCAUCUCUCCCCCGUGCGGUUGUAUUCGACAAGUUGCUCAGUCUCUACCGUCGUUCAUUCCCAUCCGUUUUGCUCGCUCUCUAUCUAUACUGCCACCAUGCAAUUCAAGGCGCUCGCUACCCUCCUUUUCGCCGCUCUGGCAGUGGCCAAUCCUGCCCCGGCCCCUCAGGCUGGCGAUGACCUGAACGCUCUGAUGGACUCCAUUCCUAGCUCCGUCCUCGACGUCCUCAUGACGGCUAUUCCUCCCUCUGUCAUUGCGGCCCUUACCAACCCUACCCAGGCCGCCGGCAUCGUCGAUCAGAUCGAGCAAGGACAGAUACCGGACUGGUACCGCAACCUGCCCGACAGCGUCAAGGCUUGGGCUUCUAGCGCUGUCAUGGCUGAGCUCGGCGGUGCUGUUCCCACCGCUACCGCCAGCGGUAACCCUGCUGCUACCCCGCCGACCACGGCCUCGGGCUCUGCCGGUGCUGCCUCAACCUCGACCCCGACCUCGACUCCGAACGCUGCUCCCACUGGCGCCGUGGCCGUCAGCUUUGCCGGUGCUGCUGGUAUACUGGCUCUCGCUCUUGCCCUGUAA